Messenger RNA from Phaedon cochleariae (mustard beetle), 701 nucleotides. The record is from the annotation of a GenBank genome assembly. Lineage: Eukaryota; Metazoa; Arthropoda; Insecta; Coleoptera; Chrysomelidae.
CCAUUAUAGGUAUCUACAAUAUGAGUGCUCCACCUGCUCCAAAUGACUGGCAGACGACAAGAAAAUUAGUAAAAGAAAGGGGCCAGUAUCUGCUUGAAACUGGAACAUGGAGUGACUGUCGAUUUAUUGUUGGCACUGAACCUAAUCAGCAAGUCUUGGAAGGCCACAAACUGUUUCUUGCUAUGUCAAGCCCUGUAUUUGAAGCAAUGUUCUUUGGUGGAAUGGCUGAGAAAGAUCCUAUUGCUAUUCUAGAUGUUCAGCCUGAAGCAUUCAAGGCAUUACUGGAGUAUAUUUACACUGAUAGAAUAAAUCUCACAUCAUUUGAUCAGGCUUGUGAGUUAUGUUAUGGAGCUAAAAAGUAUAUGCUCCCUUAUUUGGUGGAAGAAUGCACGAAAUAUUUGUGGUCAGAUCUCUAUCCUAAGAAUGCCUGUAGAGCAUAUGAGUUUGCAAAACUGUUUGAAGAACCAAUGCUAAUGGAUAAAUGUCUCAGAAUUAUCUGCAAUCAAACUCAGGAAGUACUACAGGAAUCAAGCUUUGAUGAUGUUGAGUUAACUACAGUAUUAACAGUUUUUGAACAAGAAGACCUCAAUAUUAAAUCUGAGCUAGAAUUAUUCUCAGCCGUUGCCCGUUAUGCUGUGAAACAUAAUCAAAUAUCAGGUGCGAAAGUACCUAGACUAGAUGGUAUAGGUAAUUGUGAUUAA